AUGUCAAAACAGUUUCAACCAAUAAGUGACAUCAUCAAUACCUCACCCAAAAACAAAACUCAGUCAUUUAAUGAGCUAUAUGGCGAACCAGAAGAUUUUCUCGAAAUUGAAGUUCGUAACCCUGUAACUCAUGGAUAUGGCAAUAAUCAAUAUACCGAUUACGAAAUCAUUUGUCGAACAAAUAUACCAGCAUUUAAGAAAAGAUCAAGUAGGAUCAGAAGAAGGUAUAGUGAUUUUCUUGCAUUUAGAAAAAUUCUUGAACAAGAAACGACUAGAGUUGUAAUACCUCCAUUACCGGGUAAGAUUUUAUUGAAUAGUAAUAAAUUUAAUGAAUUAAAUAUUGAGAAAAGAAGACAAGGAUUGGAGAAGUUUUUGGUUAUUGUUAGUGGCCAUCCUUUGUUACAAACGGGGAGUAAAUCAUUGAUUGAGUUUAUUCAGAAUGAAAAAUGGGAUCCUAAGCAAAUGGUUUACUAA
Messenger RNA from Lodderomyces orthopsilosis Co 90-125, 474 nucleotides. RefSeq lists its product as uncharacterized. The record is from RefSeq and is a predicted model, not a curated record. Bases 1 to 474 code for a protein of 157 amino acids. The transcript has a single exon. Lineage: Eukaryota; Fungi; Ascomycota; Pichiomycetes; Serinales; Debaryomycetaceae. Gene Ontology annotation, molecular function: phosphatidylinositol-3-phosphate binding. Gene Ontology annotation, biological process: endocytic recycling; late endosome to Golgi transport. Gene Ontology annotation, cellular component: early endosome membrane; retromer complex.